GAACACUGAAGACCUUAAUAACAAAUCCUCCAAAGUCAAAAUGAAUACAGAUAGCGGUGGGUGUGCUCGCAAACGUGCUGCCAUGUCUGUCACAUUAACAUCUGUGAAGAGAGUUCAAAGUUCUCCAAACCUAUUGGCUGCAGGGCGUGACUCUCAAUCACCAGACUCAGCUUGGAGAUCUUACAAUGAUCGAAAUCAAGAGACACUGAAUGGAGAUGCUACAUAUUCCUCUCUUGCAGCAAAAGGUUUUAGAAGCGUUCGACCAAAUCUACAAGAAAAGAAAUCACCAACUCAGAGCCAGAUAACAGUGAAUGGGAACUCUGGAGGUGCUGUGAGCCCAAUGAGUUACUACCAGAGGCCGUUUUCCCCCUCAGCCUACUCUCUACCAGGCUCACUCAAUUCCAGCAUUAUCAUGCAGCAUGGCCGGUCUCUUGAUUCCACAGAGACAUAUCCACAGCAUGCACAAUCACUGGAUGGCACCAUGGGCGGCUCCAUACCACUGUACAGAUCCUCAGAGGAAGAGAAGAGGGUGACAGUCAUCAAGGCCCCGCAUUACCCAGGGAUCGGGCCCGUGGACGAAUCCGGAAUCCCCACGGCAAUUAGAACGACGGUUGACAGACCGAAGGACUGGUACAAGACGAUGUUUAAGCAGAUUCACAUGGUGCACAAGCCGGAUGAUGACACAGACAUCUAUAAUACUCCUUAUACAUAUAACGCAGGCCUGUACAACUCACCCUACAGCACUCAAUCACAUCCUGCUGCGAAGACCCAGACCUACAGACCCCUCUCCAAAAGCCACUCGGAUAAUGGCACGGAUAUCUUCAAGGGUGCCUCCUCCCCGGUCCCACCUCCGCAUGUUCCUCCUCCAGUCCCACCUUUUCGACCAAAAGAUCGGACUGCAACAGAAAAGCAUGAUUGGGAUCCUCCAGACAGGAAAGUGGACACGAGAAAAUUUCGUUCUGAGCCAAAGAGUAUUUUCGAAUAUGAACCUGGGAAGUCAUCAAUUCUGCAGCAUGAAAGACCACCCCCUCUCCCAACAACUCCGACACCUGUUCCAAAGGAACCUGGCCGGAAGCCUAUUUCUAUUUCACCACACGGCGCAGUAGCUGGUAGCCCCUCCCCUCCACCCAGGACCGGCAUCCCCACACCAGGCCCGUGCCCGCUGGCUCUCUCCCCCAUCUGGACUGAUCGCAUAAAUCCUGAUGACAUAGAUUUAGAAAAUGAGCCCUGGUAUAAAUUCUUUUCAGAACUGGAGUUUGGACGCCCGCCUCCUAAAAAGGCUCUGGACUAUGUUCAAGAUCAUUCUUCUGGUGUUUCCAAUGAGGCCUCCUUGUAUCAAUCUUCUGUAGACAGAAGCCUGGAAAGAUCUACUAGCUCUCCAAGCACUGCCAGUGACUUCAGGAAAAGACGGAAGAGCGAGCCUGCAGUGGGGCCGCCGAGGGGCUUGGGGGGUCAGAGUGCAAGCAGGACGAGCCCAGGAUGGGCAGACAUCCCCGGAUCCAGCGCCACCCUGACCAAGUCCUUCAUUAGUUCUUCGCCCUCAUCCCCAUCAAGAGCAAAAGGUGGGGAUGACAUGUGUUCAUCCCUUUGCAGUUACUCAGGGCUCAAUGGCAACCCCUCCAAUGAGUUAGAUUACUGUAACACUUACCGACAGCAUUUGGACGUCCCUCGUGACUCACAGAGGGCCAUUACUUUCAAGAACGGCUGGCAAAUGGCCCGGCAAAAUGCAGAGAUUUGGAGCAGCACUGAGGAAACAGUCUCUCCUAAAAUCAAAUCCCGUAGUUGUGAUGAUCUCCUAACUGAUGACUGCGAUAGCUUCCAGGACCCCAAAUCCAAGUCAGAAAGUAUGGGCUCUCUGUUGUGUGAAGAGGACCCCAAGGGGAGUUGCUCCAUGCCAUGGGCUUCUCCCUACAUCCAGGAGGGCCGCAGUAAUGGCAGAUCAAGGCUUCGACACAGGUCAGCCCAUGAUGCCCCAGGGUUCCUAAAAAUGUACAAGAAAAUGCACCGCAUUAACCGCAAGGAUUUGAUGAAUUCCGAGGUGAUUUGCUCGGUAAAGUCACGGAUCAUGCAGUAUGAAAAGGAGCAGCAGCACAGGGGCCUGCUCCAUAGAUGGAGCCAAUCCUCCACUGAGGAGGUGCCCAGGGACAUGGUACCCACCCGCAUUUCUGAAUUUGAAAAGUUGAUUCAAAAGUCAAAAUCCAUGCCAAAUUUAGGGGAUGAAAUGUUAUCUCCUAUAACCCUGGAACCACAACAAAAUGGUUUAUGUCCCAAAAGGCGAUUUUCUAUUGAGUCUUUGCUGGAGGAAGAAAAUCAAAGUCGACACCCUUCUCAGGUACAACGAAGCUACAAGGCUAAAACCCUGGUGCCAAUUCAUAUCGAGGUGACCAGUGACGAACAGCCAAGAGCUCACAUGGAGUUUUCCGACAGUGACCAAGAUGGAGUUGUGUCUGACCACAGUGACUACAUUCAUGUAGAAGGAUCAUCCUUUUGCAGUGAGAGUGAUUUUGAUCACUUUUCUUUCACAUCCUCUGAAAGUUUUUACGGAUCCAGCCACCACCACCACCACCACCAUCACCACCACCAUCACCGGCACCUCAUUAGCUCCUGCAAAGGCAGAUGCCCGGCCUCCUAUACUCGAUUUACCACCAUGUUAAAACAUGAAAGAGCUAAACAUGAAAAUACUGAAGAGCCCAGAAGACAAGAAAUGGACCCUGGCCUUUCUAAACUUGCAUUCCUAGUCAGUCCUGUGCCUUUCCGGAGGAAAAAAAGUUCAACUCCCAAAAAACAAACUGAAAAGGCAAAAUGUAAAACAUCUGUAUUUGAGGCUCUGGACUCUGCCCUUAAAGACAUUUGUGACCAAAUUAAAGCUGAAAAGAGAAGGGGGAGUUUGCCAGACAACAGUAUAUUGCACCGUCUUAUCAGUGAACUGCUGCCAGAUGUUCCUGAAAGGAAUUCAUCACUUAAGGCUCUAAAAAGGAGCCCCAGGCACCAGCCUUUCCACCCACAGCCUCAAGAUGGUGCUAUUCAUUGUCCUCUGUACCAGAACGACUGUGGGAGGAUGCCUCACAGUGCCUCCUUCCAAGAUGGGGAUGCGACCAACAACUACCACCACCACCAAGACCCUGAGAGUGUGCCGAGUCUCCAAGACCAUGAGUUCUCCAGAAGUUACUCAUCCACUCUGACGGAUGUGGGGAGAAUCACACCACGGGGAAGAAGAGGAACUCCGGAGACAGAGAAACUGCCUGCAAAAGCUGUUUAUGAUUUUAAAGCUCAGACAUCGAAGGAGUUAUCAUUUAAGAAAGGAGAUACUGUCUAUAUCCUCAGGAAAAUUGAUCAAAAUUGGUAUGAGGGUGAGCACCGUGGGAGAGUGGGCAUUUUUCCAAUCUCCUACGUAGAGAAACUCGUACCUCCUGAAAAAGCGCAGCCUGCAAGACCACCUCCCCCAGCCCAACCUGGAGAAAUCGGAGAAGCUAUAGCCAAAUACAAUUUCAGUGCUGACACAAAUGUGGAGCUAUCGCUGAGAAAGGGAGAUAGAGUUAUUCUUCUUAAAAGAGUUGAUCAAAAUUGGUAUGAAGGUAAAAUCCCCGGAACCAACAGACAAGGCAUCUUCCCUGUUUCCUAUGUAGAAGUUGUCAAGAAGAAUACAAGCAAAGGUGCUGAGGAUUACCCAGACCCUCCAAUACCCCCCAGUUACUCUAGUGAUAGAAUCCACAGCUCCAGUUCCAACAAGCCACAGCGUCCUGUGUUCACUCAUGAAAACAUUCAAGGUGGGGGGGAACCGUUUCAGGCUCUGUAUAACUAUGCUCCUAGGAACGAAGACGAGCUGGAGCUCAGAGAAAGCGAUGUCAUUGACGUGAUGGAGAAGUGUGACGAUGGCUGGUUUGUGGGAACGUCAAGAAGAACCAAGUUUUUUGGUACUUUUCCCGGAAACUAUGUCAAGAGGCUGUGAAUCACUCUCCCUCCUUAUUUAUGCCGCGUUUCAGCACAUCUGUGUAACCUGGCCCGAAAGAUCCUGCAGACCUCCCGCUAUCUUCUGGUUUCCAAGUGAGUCACCCACCAUCACCAUGUCCACCUGCCACUAUGCCACCAGCAGAGUGACCGCGGCGGCUGGGCUCUGGGCCGCUUGGCCAACUUGUUUCUGCAUCAAAGUGCAUUUUCCUGCUUUCCGCUCUGGACUUUGAGGAAACGGUAUGGGGGAUCACAGAAAGAAAAUCACCGCACUUAAAAAGGGUUAACUGAAAAAGAAAGUGUCUCGAGGAGGAUCUCCGGUCUACAUUGGAUGAUAUUUACCCCCCAGAAAACCAGAUGUUUGUUUAUUACUAAAUGCUGUGGUUUGCAUUUUCACAUUCUUAGCUUGGCAGUAUAUUUUCCUUUCACAAGUUUGCCUAGUGUCCUGGUUUACACGAUAUGACAACUGUACUUCAGCUAUUGUUUGCCUGCACUUACAUGUUAUAAUAUGCACAGUGAUAAUAAAAUCUAAGCAAGGGUAGGAAAGUUAAUUCGGAUGAGUGUGAUGUUGUAGAUUGAAUGUGAGGUUUCAAACAGGAGUCAUUUCCUGCAGUUUUUUUUUGUGCUUUUUAGAAGUGCAAAGAGUAAGUGAAUAAGAGCCUUUGGUAAUAAUCAUGAGACUAUAAGAGGUUUAGCUAGACUACAGAAAAAAAACAAACUAUUGUGUUGUAAAGUUGCAAUGCUAUUUUAUAUUAAAAUGUAAUAAUCAGCAUCAUGAACAAUGAGCUCUUAGUGUUUUAUUUAUCUGACAAAGUUUUAAAAAAAGCAGUGUUAGUGAGAGGUGCAAAGAAUUAUUCUAACAUAGACACUUGAAAGUCUCUGUAAGCAAUAUUUGUAGGUAAGAUUUCACUGAGGUACACAUAUACAUUUACGAUUGUCAGAGAACAAUGCAUCUGAUAUGUUGUACAUUUUAUGGAAAUCUAAAAGAAUCCCACACAUUAUUUUAUAGAAAUAGAGUACUUCAGUAGCAUCACACCUAUGAAAGCUGGUUUUAGCAAGAAUUAUGAGCAAUACAAUUAUUUUUACUAUGAUAAUUAUUUUUCUUCUGUGGAACUCAGAAUCCUGGCUACAUUUGAAGACAGGAAUAUGUUGAGCCUGAUUUUCCUGGUAUAUGUAAAAUAUGUCCUCAAAAUACAUUAGGCACUUUUCAGAGGCAAUGUUAAAUCAUUCAGGUUCUGUUUUAUGCCCUGAAGUAGGAAUUUUCUAAAUGAUAUUGGAACCUGGAAGACUCAGUGUGGUUAACAGUGCCUGAAUUACACAGACCCCGAGAGCUAGCUUUGCAUUUCCUAUGACUUUGCAUAAGAACUCUGCAUAUUUGGAUCUUGGGCACCUUACAGAUAAAACUUUUUAUGACAUUUCUUUUGUGGGUAGCGAGUCAUCUUUUCACAAUGUACGCAGACUCUAGAAUUUUGGACAUAUGUUUGCUCUUUUUUUUGUACAGACUAUUUAGCAGUUGAGAAAAUGGGAAUUUCCUAAUUUGGCCUUUAUCCUUCACUUAAACUGGGCUACAGUACUUCCCACAGAUUAGCCUUUAUAUACUCUGCAGAUCACAAGCACGCCUUGAUAGUGCACUUUUGUAAGAUGUGGAAGAUCUUAGCAGCCAAACUGAAAUGCACUUAAAUACUGAUCACAGAGGAAUUUCACUAGGCAGACGGUAAAGAAAUGUCUUUGAGUAGCCUACCUUGAUUACUGUCAAGUUCACAACCAGCUUUAUAUUUUAAAGGCUUUGGGUUUGAAAGUAAGUCAACUGCAUGCAGCUUUGCUGACAAAUGAGUACUUAUCUUUGAUGCCAUUUAUGAGAAAAGACUUCAGUAGUUGUUGCCUGUCAUAUUUAAGAAAAAUUACUGUUUCUACUCUCUGUAUCUGAUUUUAAAAGGAAAAAUAUUCAUGCCUGACUUUCAGGUAACUGACUUUGAAUUCUUACAGUGAAGGUCAUUGUGUUUUUCUUGAAUAGACAUCUAAUAAAUUUUGCUUGGAAGCAUA
Messenger RNA from Manis pentadactyla (Chinese pangolin), 5991 nucleotides. RefSeq names its product sorbin and SH3 domain containing 2 (gene SORBS2). Lineage: Eukaryota; Metazoa; Chordata; Mammalia; Pholidota; Manidae. Gene Ontology annotation, cellular component: synapse; plasma membrane; neuronal cell body. The coding region runs from base 41 to 3949 and encodes 1302 amino acids. The transcript has 24 exons. Gene Ontology annotation, biological process: Notch signaling pathway. The record is from RefSeq and is a predicted model, not a curated record. Gene Ontology annotation, molecular function: protein binding.